Priapulus caudatus is the source of this 3029-nucleotide messenger RNA. RefSeq names its product 2,3-bisphosphoglycerate-independent phosphoglycerate mutase-like. Bases 41 to 1681 code for a protein of 546 amino acids. NCBI's taxonomy places the organism in Eukaryota, Metazoa, Priapulida, Priapulimorpha, Priapulimorphida, Priapulidae. The record is from RefSeq and is a predicted model, not a curated record. Gene Ontology annotation, cellular component: cytoplasm. Gene Ontology annotation, biological process: glucose catabolic process. Gene Ontology annotation, molecular function: manganese ion binding. The transcript is spliced from 12 exons.
UUAUAUUGCCGUCGUACGGCUCCACAUUCGCAAUCGGGCGAUGGUAAAGAUCGUCCAGAAAAUCGCAAAGGUUCUAUAUAUUGCCGCUGCACGUCGUCAAGGUUGCAGAUUUUCUUCGUUUUCAUCGGCGAGUUCCAUCGAAAUGGCAAAAGUGUGUUUGAUCGUAAUCGAUGGCUGGGGCAUUUCGGAAGAGAAGGACGGCAAUGCCAUCGCUGCGGCCGAAACACCGGUGAUGACGAAGCUGUCUGCGGUCAAGGACAAGUACACGACGCUGGAUGCUUCUGGCUUGUCUGUCGGCCUGCCGCGCGGCCUCAUGGGCAACAGUGAGGUCGGUCACAUGAACUGUGGUGCCGGACGUGUGUGCUGGCAGGACAUCGUCAGAAUCAACCUGGCCGUCGAGAACAAGUCGCUGUACACCAACGGCACGUUUGUCAGCGCUUGUGAGAGAGCAAAGUCUGGCAAUGGGCGACUUCACCUGCUCGGGCUGGUCUCCGAUGGCGGUGUCCACUCCCACAUUGACCACCUGCUCUGUAUGCUGGAGGGUGCCAAGAUGAACGGCGUGAAGGAUUGCUUCGUGCAAUACUUUGGUGAUGGCAGAGACACGAUACCGACCAGUGGAGUGGGAUACGUCAAGAAGGUGCAGGACCACAUGAAGGCGAACAACUACGGCACGCUGGCGACCGUCGUCGGCCGCUACUUCGCGAUGGACCGGGACAAGAGGUGGGAGAGGAUCAAGAUCGCCUACGAGGGUCUCGUGCAGGGCAUCGGCGAGACAUGCGCCGAGUCCGACGUCAUCUCGUUGAUGCAAAAGCGCUACGACAUGACGGGCGCCGAGCGUCAGACCGACGAGUUCCUGAAGCCGAUCAUAGCUUCACAGGAUGGCCGCAUCAAAGAUAACGACACCCUGAUCUUCAUCGACUUCCGUGCCGACAGGAUGAGACAGAUCACCGAAGCUUUCGGCGUCAAGACUCAGUUCGAGACUUCUGUCGUGCCGAAGAACAUUGCCGUCAACUGCAUGACGCGGUACAACGCCGAAUGGAGCUUCCCGCUGCUGUUCCCGCCCGUGUCGAUGAAGAACGUGCUCGCCGAGGCCAUCGCAAACAACGGCGUCUCUCAGUUCCAUUGCGCAGAGACGGAGAAGUACGCCCACGUGACCUUCUUCUUCAACGGUGGCGUGGAGCAGAAAUUUGACAAGGAAGAGAGGAAGCUGGUUUCGUCACCUAAGGUUGCGACCUAUGACCUCCAGCCGGAGAUGAGCUGCGCUGGUGUGGCAGACGAGAUGGUGGCGACGAUCAAGUCUGGGAAGCAUCCGUUCGUCAUGUGCAACUUUGCCCCACCGGACAUGGUCGGCCACACAGGGGUCUACGAGGCCACGGUGAAGGCAGUCACUGCCACCGACGUGGCGAUUGGGCGCGUGCACGACGCUUGCAUGAAGCACGGCUACGUGUUCUUCCUCACGUCGGACCACGGAAACGCCGAGAAGAUGUUUAGUGAAUUCGGAGGCCCGCACACGGCGCACACGACUAACCGCGUACCUUUCAUCUUGUCGAACAGCGUCAACAAGCGCGUCUACCGCGAGAUCAAGCACAACGCGGCGCUGUGCGACGUCGGACCCACCGUGCUUGACAUGAUGGGUUUCGCGAUCCCGAAGGAGAUGGACGGACAGACGCUGCUCGCCUAGCAAUGCUGCGGUGUUCCUCGUUCCGCAGGGAUGCUCGGCAGCCGGCGCGGCGCGCAGGAGCUCGCGGUUAACAUAGUAGUUCAUGCCUAGUCUGCUUCGCUAGCGUAGCUCCGCUCAGUACAGGGUUUCGUUUUUUUUCACUCGCUCUCCACGCGUGGCUCGCCUCGUGGAGUCGAGUGUUUCACCGGUGAAAAGUUUUAGUUGUGCGGGGGUGGCGCGCUCGCCGGCUCUGUGGCUUGCUGCCCGCGUUCAGUGUCUCGCGGUUCGAUCGCGAAAAUGCAGAUCAAACGAUCGGUCGAAUCGACGAGGGAAAACUCUGUGCGCGGAGGUUACUGCAGGUUAUGGCGCUUGCGUCCACUCCUAGCACAAUCAUUCCUAAAUAGUGUCACUCGCGUCACCGCUAGUCUGUCAUUCAAUUCACAGUAAAACUUUUGGCCAGAAUUUAGUAGCUCACACUGCCAGCUUGGAAGGGGUCGGUACCGAUGGUGGGUGUACGAAGGGUAAGUUCGGAGGUUUGACGUCCGGCGUUUACCUGCUGUGACCGUUAGUCAGUUAAUGAUUUGCUGCACAGGAGGACUGCGUGCGGACAUGCACGCUUGUUAGUCAAUCAUGUCGCGUGUGCACACUUGUGAAGCAAGAGAAAUAAACAGUAACUGCCAAUGUCACCACGCAUAAAGACAUCGCAUGUAAGAGUAAUCCGAGUGUCUGUUAUCGCUGAAUCGCACAAGCGUCGUUUGUGUUUGUUUGUAGAAAGGUACGACAGCGUGGUUUUUCAGCGGCGAGUUGGCAACUUGUGUACGGUGAUGGUCCGAAAGGUCACGUCCCCCCAACCAACCCCCAGAAUCUCUCUCAUCACGGCACUGUUGCUCUUUUCUUCCAGAUUGGUAAAAAGAGUCCAAAUCUUGUUUCUGUCCAUAAAACAGUUACAAUAAAAAUUUAAGAAGUUUUAAGGGUAAAUCCUUUCUUCGCUUCUCAUCGCACAUUUCUGACUACCACACGGAUAGAGGGAGGGGGGAAGCCUCACAUAUGCCACUUGCCAUUUGUUGUUUUUAUUGUUGUUGUUACGUUUAUGAAUGUUGUCCGAUUUCACAUGAAGCAAUACUGUGUAACGAUUGUCGUUGCGACACAUUGUGGCAGCUUAGCCUUAAAGGAUAGAACAAUCAACGCGUAUGGUUCCAGUUUUCCCUCGCAUGCAACGAUGCACAAGAUACAUCCGCAUCGAAGAUGAUGAUCGAUCUUUUGGCUUCCCCUCGAGGUUGAAGCGUUGACGUUCAAGGGUAUUGUUACCAACUAUUGUGUUUACUAGCAGUUACUAAGGAGUGAAUAAAAAUAGGAAAUACUGAUGAAA